GCUGAGUUUAAAUAACUCAGCUCCGAGCUCAGCCCACAGCGUCUCGAGCGAAAGGUUGAACAAGGAACGAGACGCAGCAGCAGUGCACCGACCAGCCGGAACGCUUCCGAAGGCUGUCCCAGAAAGGUAUUCCCGAGUGAGAAACUGACAUCAGCGAACACAGCUGACAAGACCGACCUCAAGCGAGGCUCAACGACGAUGGCGCUUUCCCCGGACACCGUGAAGGCCGUCACGAAAGUGUCGGGGCUCAACGUGUGGAGGGUCGAGAACAUGGCCCUCGUGCCGGUGCCACCAAAAGCCUUCGGAAACUUCUUCGAGGGCGACUGCUACGUCCUGCUGAACGUGCUGAAGUCUCCGAGCGGCGCGACGCUGGACGUGCACUACUGGCUGGGCGGGGAGUCGACGCAGGACGAGCAGGGCGCCGCCGCCAUCCUGUGCACCCAGUUGGACGAGCAGCUCGGGGGGGCGGCCGUGCAGCGGCGCGAGGUGCAGGGCAGCGAGUCCGACACCUUCAAGGGCUACUUCAAGUCCGGCGUCAUAUACAAGAAAGGAGGCAUUGCAUCCGGCUUCAAGCACGUGGAGAGCAACACCUACAACGUGAAACGGCUUCUGCACGUCAAGGGCAAGAAGAACGUGACGGCCAGCGAGGUGGAGCUGUCGUGGGACAGCUUCAACACGAGCGACGUCUUCCUGCUCGACAUCGGCAAAGUCAUCGUCCAGUGGAAUGGCGCCGGGAGCAACCGCAUGGAGCGCCUCAAGGGCAUGAAGCUGGCGAUGGACGUGCGCGACCGCGAGCGCGGUGGCCGCAGCCAGAUCGGCGUGGUGGAGGGCGACCGCGAGGAGGAGAGCCCCGACCUCGUCGCCGCCAUGGUCGGGAUCCUGGGCCCCCGCAAGGGGCCCCUCCCCGAGGGGGCUCCCGACGACCGCGCCGACCAGCACCAGAAGUCCAACGUGAAGCUCUACCACGUGUCCGACUCGGAGGGCAGCCUCGUGGUUCAGGAGGUCGCGACGAGACCCCUCACCCAGGACCUCCUGAUGCACGAUGACUGUUACAUCUUGGACCAGGGCGGUUCCAAAAUCUUCGUGUGGAAGGGGAAAGGAGCGACCAAAACGGAGAAGAAGGAGGCCAUGAGCCGUGCACUGGGCUUCAUCAAGGCCAAGGGAUAUCCGUCCUCGACCGGCGUCGAACUGGUGAACGACGGUGCCGAGUCGGCCGUCUUCAAGCAGCUCUUCCAGAAGUGGAGCGUGCCGGGGCAGACCGUGGGCCUGGGCAAGGCCUACAACGCCGGCAAAAUCGCCAAGGUGGAGGACGGCAAGUUCGACGCGACGCUGCUGCACGCGCGGCCGGACAUCGCGGCCCAGGAGCGCAUGGUGGACGACGCGUCCGGCGACGUGGAGGUUUACCGCAUCGAGAACCUGGAGCUGCAGCCGGUGGAGAAGAAGUUCCACGGGCAGUUCUACGGCGGGGACUGCUACCUGGUGCUCUACACCUACCUGAAGGCCAACAAGCCCUCCCACCUCAUCUACAUGUGGCAGGGCCGGCACGCAUCCCGCGACGAGGUGACGGCUUCGGCCUACCAGGCGGUGGAGCUGGACCGCCGCUACGGCGGUGAGCCCACGCAGGUGCGCGUCACCAUGGGCAAGGAGCCGCGUCACUUCCUCGCCAUCUUCCGCGGGCCCGUGGUCAUCUUCGAGGGCGGCACAUCCCGCAAGGGCGGCCAGGAGCUCGAGCGAGCCACCAGGCUCUUCCAGGUGCGAGGGACAGGCAGCCACAACACCAAGGCCAUCGAGGUGCCGGCCUGCGCCGGGUCGCUCAACUCCAACGACGUCUUCGUGCUCCAGCAGCCCAACCACUGUGACGUGUGGUGCGGCAAGGGCUGCAGCGGCGACGAGCGCGAGCUGGGCAAGUCGGUGGCCGGGCUGCUGACCCGCGGGGACAAGGUCACCGUGCUGGAGGGCCAGGAGCCCGUCGACUUCUGGCUGGCCAUCGGCGGCAAGGCGGCCUACGCCAGCGACAAGCGCUUGCAGGAGGAGGCGACGGACUUCAUGCCGCGCCUCUUCGAGUGCUCCACGCAGAGCGGCCGCUUCUUCGUCACCGAGGUGGCCGGCUUCACGCAGGACGACCUGGACGAGGAUGACGUCAUGCUGCUGGACGCCGGCGAAGAGCUCUUCCUGUGGCUGGGCAGCGGAGCGAGCGAGAAGGAGCGCGUGGAGUCGGCCGCCACGGCGAGGGAGUUCCUCAAGUCUCACCCGUCGCAACGGGACCCCGACACCCCCGUGGUGACCGUCAAGCAGGGCUUCGAGCCGCCCACCUUCACCGGGUGGUUCAUGGCCUGGGACCACCUCAAGUGGAAGAGCGCCAAGUCUUACGAAGAUCUCAAGCUGGAGCUCGGGGAUGUGACGGGGAUCUCCCAGAUCACUGUGGACAUGAACAACAAGGCGAGCGUCGGGGGUCAAAGCAAGCCGGGCGGCGGAAGCGGCAAGGCGGCAGCAGCCACCGCCGGCGGUGGCGGCAAAGUCGCCGGCGCCAAGGCGUCCUCGGGGAGCAAGUUGCCGGGAGUCGGAGCGCCGGGGCUCCAGCCGCAAGGCUACAAGAGCGCCGCGGACGAGAAGGCCUCCGCCAAGGUCGCCGGCGUCGGCGGCGGCGGAGGGGGCGGUGCUACCCAGAAUUCCGUGGGAGGCGCGAGGCAGACGACGAGCGCCGGUGCGGGGACCGGAGCCGGAGCCGGCGGGGCGGUGGCAGCUCAACCAGACCAAAGCGGGGGUCACCAGCCCGGCGGGAAUGAGGUGGACGGCGCCCACUCAGGGCCCUACCCCCCGGAGUGCCUCGUGAACGUCGCGACGGAGGAUCUGCCGCCUGGCGUGGACCCCAGCAAGAAAGAGGUCUACCUCGGCAGCGAGGACUUCGAGAGGAUCUUUGAAAUGUCUCCAUCGCAGUUCGCCGGCCUGCCCCAGUGGAGGCAGAAAGAGCUGAAGAAAGCCAAGGGCCUCUUCUGAUGAGAGCGCAGCGGCACGGCAGAAGCACCUGGGGCGUCAUCUCAUCUCAUCCCCCCUCACCCCCCUACCCUCCCCCCCCGGCUGCAAUCUUAGCCAAUGGGAGGCCACCUUUCUCCCCCCAGUGGUAGUUGUUCCUGGCAGUAGGAGGGGAGGGUCGAUGUUACUCUCCCGUUCGUGUGUGUGGGAAGCGGUUAGCGCUACGCUGCGCUACGAACCCGGCGACCCGGGUUCGAUUGCCGCUCACGGCCAACACCGGUGACAAUUAUCCGGUCCUGGGCCUCCCCUGGGUCGACUCAGCCUCAAAUGAGUACCCGGUGCGAUGCGUAAACAUCGCCACUGGGGAGACAAAGGCGGCCGGGCGUGGUGCUGGCCAACCACACCCUUGUGUGCCGUUUCGGCCUUCGUAGGUGCUACUCGCUAACAGCCCUUGCCCCAACAGUCUGUGUACAGGCUACACGGGGGAUCUUUGUCUUUGUGCUUGUACGUGCUGUUUUUUUUUGUUUUUCAUCCCAAUUAAAUUUUUACCAAAUUUGGAACAUUAUGGACCAUGGUCUUCCGCGUGGUUGGCUCGCAGCCGUUUUCGAGCGCUGACAACGAGAGUUUACGCGGGGCGAAAAACAACGGGAUAAUUGAAAAUAAUAACGAUGUUUUUGCUCACUUUAGUUUUCCUGACGCCUGCUGUAUAUUUGGAGUUUGCGUGUGUCUCUCUCAUCAUCAUCACGGUGGCUAGGAGACGUUAACUAUCUCGCCUGGUAUACAGGAGGUCGUGGGUUCGAUCCCGACCCUGACGCCUGCUGCUGUAUAUUUGGAGAGGAAUAUUGGCAUUCCGGCCGUCCUUCCGCAGAAAAUAACGAUCUUUACAAUAAGCGGCCUUCACGGAUUAUCAUGACGCGUCGCACCUCGGCAGCGUUGCCCCCGACUUCCCUUACAACGGCGACGCUUCGCAAGACAGGCAACGCCUGAGUUCGAGUUAAUUUUGAUCCGUUGCGCCAGCGUUUCCUCCGCUAAUUCCCAGAGGUGAUGGCCCGCUUUCGCCGAUAAGACAAAGUCAGCGCGCGAGGCCACGCCACGCCAUCUGACACCAUUUGGUUCGUCGGCUUUCAACGCGCAGGCUUUCGCCACCAAUAUUUUCCCGUGGUGACCGUUGUGGGGCUUAACUCUCCAACGCUCAACCCGUGUGCGCCGAAGUAGGAACUCAUUGGCGCGUUUUGUGCUACGUGCCAAACCUUGCUGUUUGGCUGCGGCGGGUUUAAGGACGCGUUUUUAUUUACGAGAUCUAACCCAAAAACUCUCAUGAAAACCAUUGUUGUGGUUUGACAGUAGCACGACGAUGAUGAUGAUGGGGUGUUGUCACUGUUUGUGUGUGGUCGUGGGGGGGGGGGGGGGGCACGUCAGGGGCCGCACUAAAGGCCACCAGGGAGACCGUCAGUGGCCCCGUGGGGGCCUUGCAGUGAAGGCCCACAGCGUCACGCGGAUGGCACUUCCCGUUGAGCCGGUCGUUGCCGCGGCUGUCUUGCACGAGAGGUGCACGGCGUUGCUUGAGCCACGGAGACAUCAACAACAACAACAGCGGAGACAACAACAAAGACAACAACAACAACAAACACAACAACAACAGAGACAAAAAAAUAACAACAGACACAACAACUACGGAGACAAAAGCCACAGAGAUAACAACAAGUGACAACAACAACAGAGAAAACAACAACAGAGACAACAACAAAAACAACAACAGAGACAAAAAAACAACAACAGACAACAACAACAGAGACAACAACAACAUACACAACAACAGAGACAAAAAAACAACAACAACAGACACAACAACAACGGAUACAAAAGCAACAGAGAUAACAACAAGAGACAAAACAAUCAUUGGAAAGAUGUGAUUAACCAUGCAAAAAAGAUUUAACUACACUUAGUUGGCCAAUUUUAUUUGACAGACUUAGGGCAGGUUUACCAUGUUUAGCAGAGGUGGGACAAAGUCAUUGUUAUGCAAGUCCAAGUCGAGUCUCAAGUCAUCAAAUUCAUGACUCGAGUCUGACUCGAGUCCAAGUCACAUGACUCGAGUCCACACCUCAGAGGUGGGACAAAGUCAUUGUUAUGCAAGUCCAAGUCGAGUCUCAAGUCAUCAAAUUCAUGACUCGAGUCUGACUCGAGUCCAAGUCACAUGACUCGAGUCCACACCUCUGAUGUUUAGUGGUUGUCUCCUUGUCACAGGUUGAGUCACAAACCGUACCUCUCCAUAACAAAGGCUCACCCUCUUAAGCCUCACCUUACCAUAUGAAUAAAAAGUGUGCUGUACGUGCCCCCCCCCUCUCCAACCAUUAUAUAAACGGAGUGGUAGCUCCUGCAAUCUCUCAUUUACUUGAUACAGCUGUCGUGGCUGUGACGGUUCCACCUGAAGACGGAAGCUUGUGUUGCCUCCGAAACGUCGUGAUUUUAAUUUUCUUUUUCUUUUAUUAAUUUUAAUGUUUUACCUACGUGACUUUACCGAAAAAACCUAAGAACACAGACAAAACAACCACAGAGAUGACAACAGCGACAAAAAACGACAACAUAGACAAUAACAACAACAACAAGAAGAAUGUCAACCGCCUCACUGCCCUCUUCAAGGGAUAACGCACAAGACGAGAGAGGCGUUGAAACGGUGGUUGGAGGAAACGCACGCAAAUCUUAGAAGACGCAGCGAGAGACACCAGGAAAAGGGUUCGCAAGUGCAAAUUUUUGCCGUGUGGCUUGGUGUUGCCGUGUGGCUAGGUACAGGUGUAGUAUGAGUAGAGACUCCUGACUCUAUAGGAGAUACGACUGACUCUAUUGUAUGUAGGGUGUGUAGGCAUAUAUGCCUUCAAAUUGUAUUUAUUUUUUGUUUGGGGAGGUCGACAAUUGUUGUAGACCUGUUGAAUCAACUUUUUUACCCCCACUUCUGGGAGGGAGGGGAGUGCACUCUCUAACUUUUUGAUUCAGGCCUUCUGAAACAUCUCAUUAUUUCAUUGACGGACAAAACAGAACGCCGGGCUUUUAUAAUGGAUUUGGACCACGACAUGAAAAACAAGAAUGGGCUUUAUCCUUUCGGGCAAAUGAAAUCAGGAGGUGAAGAAACGAUAUCAAUUUGAUGUAGCUGCCUACCCAGAGCUAUAAAUGCUCUGAUACGUGCAUUGUCUUAGGAACUGCUCGCCUUUUAGCAACCUCUGGUCUGACACUGUUGAAACUAGGCCCCUAAAGAAGGCAGUCUCUGCUGUAGGCCAAUACGUUUCUAAGACAAUGCAGAUAUUAUCAGAGCCAUGUUUGUUUGCAUGUUCACCACAAGUACGUCUGUGUGUGGUUAACGCAAUACUUGAUUCCUUACAAAAGGUUUAUUUUUGGUCUUUAGACAUCUGAACACAACUCCUGUUUUGUUGCCGGAAAUGGGCCAUCCAUUUAGUACGCAAACAUCUGCCAAAACUUGACCCCUCCCCCCCUCCCUGUACGCACACGGACUUUUUACUUCCCGCCCACCUGCGUACGUACGCUUGAUGCACACACCCCCCCCCCCCGAAUCGAUUCGAACGGCCGAUAUUUAAUCAGAAACGAUCAAGGAUUAACAAUAUUGACGUGUUUCAGCAAACAGAUAGUCCACCACCGGACUAUCUAACUCAUUUGAAGGCCAAUGUAGACAAACAUUAUUAUCGAGGAUUCACCCCCCUCUCCCGUUUCCUAUGCGUACAUUGUCAGUAGACCCCCUAUACGCAAGCGAACGCAUUUGGGUUAACCCCGCCUCCCCCCUCCAUGCGUACGUACUAAAUGGAUGGCCCCAAAGGGGAUAAAACCUCUUCUUAGUUUUCAUACUUUGAUACCGGCAACAAAAAAAAGGUCCCAUGGUUGGACCACGACGCCGGCUCUUUUUGCAGAUCUGGUCCACGGGGAUCUUGAAAAAUAAAACAUCGUCAAUGGCUAAACGGGACGGCGCGGGGUUUGCGGUAUUUACUAGGGCAGCCGCCUGGGGUGCGAACCACGCACAGACCUCUGCAACAAGCGCCACACGUGACCCCGACCGAAUCGACUCCCGUCUUUCUCUCUCUCUCUCUGUAAACUUCAGUUUAUAUUUUUUUCUCAACUGUAACAGUUGGGGGCAAAACUCAACAAUUGCUUUGCUCUCAGCGACAGCGUUGUGUAAGAAGAGAGGGGGGGACAUUUUUUGAGAACCAUCCCCAAAAGGCCCAGGUCACGAGCCACUGCCACACACAACUCCAAACUUGAUAAUUCUUUUCUUACCCUUCUAUAUGGCAACAAAACUGACACCUUUUUACAAGGAGUCAUGUUUGCAUAGACCACAAUACCUGCAGUCAUAAUACAAACAAAAAACAUAACUCUGAUAAUGUAUGCACUGUCCUUGAAGUUGAUUGGUCCACACCCGAGACAGCUUUCCUUAGAGCCUAGUCUCACAUGGGUUGGACCAGAUGACGCCAAAAGGCGCACAACUCAAAGACAAUGCACCAUCAGAGUAUGAGAGCUCGGGGCAAGCAUCUACACUAUGGGAACCUCAUUUGCCAGUACAAAUAUGAUAAUUGUUUUUUUACGCUUCGAUCUAACUCCAAACUUGUUGCCUCUCGAGAAAUGUACGUGUCGCCCCCCCCUUCCCUCGUCACUUACUUACAACGGAUGUUAAUAAAAUGCAGAAAAAUC
Molecule: messenger RNA, 7662 nt
Organism: Lethenteron reissneri (Far Eastern brook lamprey)
Lineage: Eukaryota; Metazoa; Chordata; Hyperoartia; Petromyzontiformes; Petromyzontidae
Product: villin-1-like
Biological process (GO): cytoskeleton organization; actin polymerization or depolymerization; barbed-end actin filament capping
Cellular component (GO): actin cytoskeleton; cytoplasm
Molecular function (GO): actin filament binding; phosphatidylinositol-4,5-bisphosphate binding
Source: RefSeq, a predicted model, not a curated record